GCAAUGCCUGCUUAUCUUAGCCCUGGAGCUCAAAGUUUACUGCGUGCACUUUUCAAACGUAAUCCUUCAAACCGUUUGGGAGGUGGACCUGAUGGAAUAAAUGCAUUAAAAGGACACAAAUUUUUCAUUGGAAUUGAUUGGAAACGGCUUCUUGCUAGGAAAAUGCAACCUCCAUUUCGACCACAUUUUUCUUCAUCGUUGGAUGUAACGCAUUAUUUUGAUCAGGAAUUUACGAAGAAAACGCCUAUGGAUUCGCCAGCAAUUCCUCCGUCGGCUGCUGCUCAUGAGCUUUUUAGAGGAUUCAGCUUCGUUGCGCCAACAAUUUUUGAGGAGGAUUUAAUUAACUUUCAUGAUGAAAAUGGAAUCAAUUCUGCCUUUCCUAGCGAAUUAGAACUUCAAUUGCUCUCUGAUCGACCUGCGGACAACAUUUAUACUGCUCGUUCAACUUUUGCUAAAAAACACGCGCCAUUCAAUUUUUGUGGGGGAUAUGGACCAAUUGGUGUUAAAGGCGAUGGUGAACAUACCGAAGAACAUUUAACCGACAAAUCUUCUUAUUCUAACACGCCAACGCCAGUUCGUGUGGCUAGUCCGCUUUGUCCGGUUAAUACUUCGGCUCUCGCACAACGUCGACAGCAGCAUCGCAAAAGUUCUGAAAUGUUCUCUUCGAAUGAGUAA
Molecule: messenger RNA, 675 nt
Organism: Meloidogyne enterolobii
Lineage: Eukaryota; Metazoa; Nematoda; Chromadorea; Rhabditida; Meloidogynidae
Source: the annotation of a GenBank genome assembly